Molecule: messenger RNA, 3597 nt
Organism: Dryobates pubescens (Downy woodpecker)
Lineage: Eukaryota; Metazoa; Chordata; Aves; Piciformes; Picidae
Gene: IFT81
Product: intraflagellar transport 81
Exons: 18
Coding region: 251-2281 (676 amino acids)
Biological process (GO): cilium assembly; intraciliary transport
Cellular component (GO): intraciliary transport particle B; cilium; centrosome
Molecular function (GO): tubulin binding
Source: RefSeq, a predicted model, not a curated record
CCGUCUCUGUGAGGGGCUGGACCUUCCUCUGUUACGCCGCAGGGUUUCCCGUGGAGCUGAGGGGGCUGCCAGGCCCAACCAGGCCAGGCCCUGCCGAGCCCUCUGCCAGCUCAGCCUCUCUGGGCUGCGGUGGGCAUCGCUGAGGUGGUUCAUUUACCCGCCCUCCUGGCAGCCCCCAGGUCCCUUUCCCCGCCGAGGCCUUGUGACAUCUCUUCUGUCUUUUCUGCAGAGGUUUUUCCAGGACACGAUCAUGGGUGAUCAAAUCCAGUUCAUUGUUGAGAAGCUCAAUCAGGAGCCCUUCAAGAAGAACUACAAUUUAAUCACGUUUGACUCUUUAGAGUCCGUGCAGCUGUUGCAGCUGCUCAAUGAUGUUCUGGGGGAGAUUGACCCGAAGCAUGCUGUUGACAUUAGAGAGGAGCUGCCAGAACAAACAGCUAAAAGAAUGUUGAGUCUUCUUGGUAUCCUUAAAUACAAACCUCCAGGAAGUGUAUCAGACUUGAGCACAUUUCGCCAAGGGUUAGUUACAGGAAGCAAACCUGUAAUUCACCCUGUCUUGCACUGGCUUCUUCAGAGGACCAAUGAACUCAAGAAAAGAGCUUACCUGGCACGUUUCUUAGUAAAACUGGAAGUGCCAGCAGAGUUCCUACAGGAUGACACUGUGGCUGACAUCAACAAACAGUAUGAAGAUCUGAUGGAAGCAUUUAAAAACCUACAUAAGGAGUGUGAGCAACUCAAAACAUCUGGUUUAUCUACUGCAGAAAUAAGAAGGGACAUCAGUGCAAUGGAAGAGGAAAAAGAUCAACUCAUCAAGCGAGUAGAUCGUCUUAAGAAGAGGGUGGAGACAGUACAAAAUCAUCAACGAAUGCUUGAAAUAGCAAGACAGCUGCGCUUAGAAAAAGAAAGAGAAGAGUCUUUGGCUCAACAGAAACAAGAACAAAAAAAUCAGUUGUUCUACGCCGAGCAGAGACUGCAAAGAGCACAGCUCCAGCUGAAGGAGAUGCGCCAUGCAGUAGUGGAUUCAAAACCUGAAAGUUUAAUGAAGAAACUAGAAGAGGAAAUGAAUUUCAAUUCAUACCUGGUUACUGAAAAAAUACCUAGAGAGCUUGAAAGUAAGAAGAAUUCCGUGUAUUUCUUACAGAAGGUGGUUGCAGAGCCAGCCAUGAGUCAGUCUGAUCUCAGUGUAGUUGAAAUGAAGAUAAAUGAAGUAAAUGCAGAAAUGAAUCAGCUUAUUGAGAAAAGAAUGAUGAAAUAUGAGCCAAUGGAUAGUAAAUUUUCCAUGUAUCGCCAACAGGCAUCGAUAAUUUCCCGGAAGAAGGAAGCCAAGGCAGAAGAACUGCAGGCUGCCAAGGAAGAGAUGUCCAGUGCUGAAAGGCAGAUGCUACAGAAGACCAGCCAGGCCCAUGAGUUAGAAGGUGCUGAUGUUCUGAAAGGGGAUGAGUUUAAACACUAUGUUAAUAAGCUCCGGAGCAAGAACACGUUUUAUAAAAAGAAGCGCCUGGAAAUAGCAGAAAUUACAGCUGAGUAUGGCAUCCUCCAGAGGACAGAGGAGCUGCUGAAACAGCGCCACGAGGCCCUUCAGCAGCAGUUGCAAGCUACAGAAGAGAAGAAAGGUAUUUCUGGAUAUAGCUACACCCAGGAGGAGCUGGAAAGAGUAUCUGCAGUAAAGAGUGAAAUGGAUGAAAUGAAAGGCCGGACACUGGAUAACAUGUCUGAAAUGGUGAAAAAACUAAAUGCAAUGGUGGCAGAGAAGAAGGCAAGCCUGGCUCCUGUGAUCAAAGAACUGAGGCAGUUGCGUCAGAAGUGCCAGGAAUUAACUCAAGAAUGUGAUGAAAAAAAAAUCCAGUAUGACAGUUGUGCAGCGGGAUUAGAGAGCAAUCGCUCUGCGCUGGAACAGGAAGUGAAAGGACUUCUUGAGGAGUGCGCUGAGGAAGAAAGCAACUACCGUUAUGUUAACUGCAUGAAAAGGAAUCUAGAAGUACAGCUGCAGCGUGCUAAAGAAGAAAUGAAGGUUUAUGUCUCCCCAGACCCCCAGGAGAGACGAAAGGCAAUUCGAGAACAGUACACACGGAUGAUCCUCGAACAAGAAAACCUUGGGAAGAAACUACGAGAGAAGCAGAAAGUUGUACGGGAAAAUCAUGGGCCAAACAUGAAGCAAAUGAAAAUGUGGCAGGAUUUUGAGCAGUUAAUGGAAUGCAAGAGAGAAUGUUUUCUGAAACAACAAAACCAAACAGCCAUUGGUCAAGUCAUUCAGGAAGGAGGUAAAGAUAGGCUGGUGUUAUGAAUUCUUCCUUUCUGACACCAAUCUAGGAAGACUCUGUUGGCUUCCUAAAGGUAACCUCUUACUAAAUACUGUUAUUUUCAUCAGUUCUGCAGUUUGUUGUACAUGAGUUGGUUUUGGUGGAUAAAUAAGGAGAGCAACUAACCUCUCUGCAAAACUUUCCCUCUGUUGUUUAAGCAACAAGAUAACGUGGGUAGGAGGAUCUGUUAGGAGGCACUAGGGUGAACUUGAUCAUAAAUCUUGGUUUUAUGAGGCUGGGAAUGGCAUGCAUCUGCAGAGAGAUCAAAGGAAAAGAAAUCCCUCUCCAGGGUCACAGAAAACUUAAUGUAAUUGCGCUGCUCCCUAUUCUGUAUGACUAAGGUUACAUUUUUGCAAGGCCUUGGAUUUGAUAUUGUAUAAUUGUAGACCUCCUGGCUUGGCCCUCUCCUUCCCUAUUGUCUUUACUCAUCUAGUGUGACUGGCAAGAAUGGAGCCAUUUUCACUCUGAGCUGCACAGACCUUGCCUGCACACUCCUAGUCAUACUUUCCUUGCACGGCUGAGUUAAACUGAUUGUGCUUCCAGGAGACAGUUCAUUGCUACAGCGUCAGGAGCCAGUGAGAACAAUUACUUGGAUUCUGAGUUUUUUUCCAUUAUCUUUUCUAGUUGCUUUUAGCAAAGGUAUUUUUCUUGCAUAUAUGCUUUCUAAUUUUUCUGGGCUGCCCAUGUGAAAGUGUAAACAGUGUUCAACCAAAGGCUUUCUCCACUGCAGAAAUUUUGUGCUGUUUGGUCUGUGCAGCGCAGUUUCAAAGUGAUGACACUACCCAAAGAGAGUCAUCCUGGGAUGGAGGGUUACUGAUGGAUGCAAAUAAGGCACGGUGGCCCACGCACACUUUAAAGGCAUGCCAAACACCUAGACAGGGCAAGGCUGCUGUGUGCUCUGGCUUCAGCCCAUGACCUACAGGCAACUGUCACUGCCCUUAAAAUUGUGUUAUGGGCCUCCCAGCUGACCCAGGAGAAGAGGAAUGUAGGUGAGGCUUGAAUCUGUCCGUCACGCUUCAUCAUUUCAGAUGAGCACCUCUUAGCCACAAUCAGAGAUCAGAAGCAGGGAGAUAAGUCUGCAGGACCAGAACUCUUGCUGUUCUGAUAGACAGUUGAGGGUUGGUUUUUUUCCCCAGUUUUUGCUGCCUAAUCUAGAAUGUCUUUUCAAUACAAAAAAUAAUUUUGUUCUCUCUGGCACCUAACUUUGAGCUCUUCUGUUGCUUUUUGUUUUGAGAGAGUUUGGUAAUUUUAUAGUUCCUAGUUUGCCUUUGCAUUAAAUACAUUUGUUAACAGAACUAAA